Messenger RNA from Stylophora pistillata, 1318 nucleotides. RefSeq names its product melanocyte-stimulating hormone receptor. The record is from RefSeq and is a predicted model, not a curated record. Gene Ontology annotation, cellular component: membrane. Gene Ontology annotation, biological process: G protein-coupled receptor signaling pathway. Gene Ontology annotation, molecular function: G protein-coupled receptor activity. Lineage: Eukaryota; Metazoa; Cnidaria; Anthozoa; Scleractinia; Pocilloporidae.
UCAUCAUGUUUCACUAUAUUAUGCCAGAUUUUACUGAAUCCAUACCAAGAAACUUUAGUAGCUGAAUACAUCUUUCGCGUACACUGUCGUUGUUCAGAAAGGGUUACCCUCAAUAGGAAAGAAAAUAAUUCAAGUACAGAACCGAAACGCUGAAGGACAUACAGGAAUCACAGCUCUCUCUGAGCUCUUGCUUAAGACAUCCUUAGCCUUUGGAAUUUUAGAAACACUGUCUUCGCUGGCUGGCUCAAGAAACACCAAUAAAUCUGUUCUCAAGACAAGAAAAUGGCAAAUUUAUCUGAGGAUAGAAACCACACCGCCAAUUACAACCAAGCAGCAUUUUGUAUCAAUACCUCUUUGGGAGGAGAACUGCAUCUGUUUCUUGUAGUGCUAAAUAUUUGCUUGAGUAUAACUGCUAUUACAUGGAAUGCUCUCAUCCUUAUCGCAUUGCGAAAAAGUUCAGUUCGCCCAGCUACGAAAUUGUUAUUCCGCUGUCUCGCCAGCACAGAUUUCUGCGUUGGUCUCAUUCUGCAGCCCUUCUACCUCACUUAUAUGAUGACAUCAGAAUCCCUUAACAUUUGCCCGCUCAUAGCCACACUGAUCCGUAUUGCAGGUGUUAUAUUUUGUGGGGUGUCAUUGACAACAUUAACCGCAAUAAGCGUGGAGAGACUUCUCGCACUGUUGCUGGUAAUGAGGUAUAGGGAGGUGGUUACUCUAAGACGCGUUCGUAUUCUGGUGACCACACUGUGGGCUUUUUGUGGUAUUCUUUCGAUGCUGUUUUUAGUCAGUUACCACGUCGCUGUAGGAAUGGUUAGCAUAAUAAUGCUAAUGUGUUUAAUUGUUUCUGUUUUCUGUUACACAAAAAUUUAUGUCGCUUUUAAUCGACACCAGAGAAUGUUGGAACAAAACACUCCUCAGAGAAAUCCCAACAAACCUGGAGGAGAACUUCUUCUGAGCACACCACGAUACAAAAAGACAGUUUCCUUCUCACUGCUGCUGCAAAUGGCGUUAGUGAUAUGCUAUUUUCCCCUUGCAAUUGUCCUAGCUGUGUUUGCCUUCGCCAAACUACAGUCGUCAAUUCUUGAUUUCGUCUACAACAUAGCAUUGUCUGUGGUUGUGUUCAAUUCAUCACUGAACCCGAUUCUUUACUUCUGGAAGAUCCAAGAGGUGAGACAGGCAGUAAAGGACACAAUUAGAAAGCUUGCUGGUCACUUGACAAUUAAAGGGUGAUGAAACAGGUGUCAUUGACUAGCAAAAAGUAACAUAACUUCUGAAAUAACUUUUUUUAAAAUCAAACACUAAUACAUUUUUCGUUUGUAGA